AUGUACUCGCUGUUCUCUCCAAUGGCAGCUACCAGCGGGCUACCUUUGUUCGUGUGGAUGAUCGUUUUUUUCCCGCCAAAGGCGGAGUUCCAAGCCAUUUUGGGGCAUCGCGGCCCCUGUGCCCAUGGCACCCCUUUGUUGCACGCGGAGAGCGGCCCAGAGAGUUGGUUGCUGUCAGCUGCAGAGAUGUACGACGACUGCCACUGCAAUGUGGCUCCGGCUGAUUUCAUUGGUUUCGCCCCUGCAUCAUGGCAUGACAUCCUACAAAACCUUCGAACCCAAGUGGCCGCGCCCCCUCCCACAGCCCUGGAGACAAACCAGCCCAGUGUUGCGGGAGGUGGCUGCAUUAUCGCCUAG
Durusdinium trenchii is the source of this 357-nucleotide messenger RNA. The record is from the annotation of a GenBank genome assembly. Lineage: Eukaryota; Dinophyceae; Suessiales; Symbiodiniaceae.